Staurois parvus is the source of this 314-nucleotide messenger RNA. The record is from the annotation of a GenBank genome assembly. Lineage: Eukaryota; Metazoa; Chordata; Amphibia; Anura; Ranidae.
CCACCUAUCAAUGCCAAUCAGUGCCACCUAGCAGUGUGCUGCCAAUCAGUGCCACCUAUCAGUGCCAGUCAUGCGCCUAUCAGUGCCUGUCAGUGCCGCCUAACAGUGCCAGUCAGUGCUGCCUAUCAGUGCCAGUCAGUGCCGCCUAUUAGUUUCCAGUCAGUGCCGCCUAUCAAUGCCAUAUAUGCCAGUAUCAGCCCAUCAAUGAUGCCUGUCAAUGCCCAUCAGUGCCACCUACCAGUGCCUCCUUAUCAGUGCCACCUUUCAGUGUCCAUCAGUGCAUCCUAUUAGUGCCCAUCAGUGCAGCCUCAUUA